AAUGCUAGCCUAAUCUACUUCCGCUCAGUUGUUUAAAAACUCUACUCGCUAGGCUACUUUACUUUCAACUUACUUGCGGCCUACUUUAGGUUAUAAUUUCUUCGAAGUCGAAUCUUACACGGAGAAAUUUAUCCAAAGAUGAACCAUGAGCCGGUCCAGACACCAACAGAGCUUAUUCAAGCGUCUAUACAUCUAAUACAAAAGCUGAGGACUGGAGUAGGUCAGGUUUUCAAAGAUCUGUCGGACGGAAUUAGUGAGCAUGCUGAUGAAAAUUCAAGCAAAGAGGAAACCGACUCGACUGCCGCUUCUUCAUCAACAAAGGAUGCUGCCAAGGACAAAAACAGUACCAUAUCAUCUCAGAACCAGAAAGAAGGCUCAGGAACAGAAAAGUCUGAGGAUCAGCAAGAGAAACAUCGGGCAAUCUUACGAACUCUUAAGCGGUCUUUGGAAACUAUAAGUCAUGAUUUCAGUGACUUGGAAAAGACUGGUGGCCACCUUGGACCUGUGCACAUGCUGUCGAAUAUUGAUUACCUGAGCCUCGAUCCAGUGGAUAAAAACACUGUCAUGCAUCCACAGCUCUUGCAGGCUUACAAAUGGACAAACAAGAUGCAUGAGUUAGCAAAUCAGGCUUUUACAGUCCUUAGUCAGAACUCACUGAAACGCACACAGUCUCCUUUUUUCACAAGUGCCAAGAAGCAAAAAGGCAGUCUUCCUGUGGCUUGUUUAGUCCCCCCAGUGGCAGUGGACACCUUUGUGCAUAAUCUGGAUCAGUCAAAUGUGGACAUGUCAAUAUCUAUCUCAAGACCACUGGGCAGCUGUGGGGUCAUGCAGAUUGACCUGAAGCGUACACUCAGAGCCGUUGUCGUCUUGCGAGGUCUUAUGAUCGAAUGGGUAAAAGUGAAAGGCUUUGAUGAAACCUUCAAGACAGAGGAUGGUCAGAUUGAUAUUUGGUCUUCAUCAAGGUAUCAAGUGUUUCAGAAGAUCACAGAUCAUGCAGAGGCAGCAUCUUUACACUACUAUGCUCCUGCAAAGCCAGAAAUCGCGAUCAAGUCUUUUGUGCUAUGGCUUGAAGGAUUCUCGACACUGUUCUCUGCCCCUUGUCACAAAUGUGGCAAACAUUUACAGAACAACAUGCCACCAACCUGGAGAGACUUCAGAAGCCGAGAACCAUUUCAUGAUGUUUGUCGUAUGUGAAAUAUUUUAUGAUGUGUGAGGUCUACUUGAGUUGUAGUGCUUGUGGGUGACAUUAAGUGGCAGAUUGGAUGUGUAUGAGCAAGGGUAGUUUUGGGUUGUUUUUUUUAUUCUCACUUCCUUUUGAAGCACUUUCUUUGAGGUUGUCAAGUUGUAUGCUUUAGCGGAGUGAGAAAAAGCAUUGGUGACCAGGCUGAAACAACACCUGGACAUGUUGGUGCAUGGAGGCAACCAUGAUCCCAAGCAGUAGCCCAGGUUGCUCAGAGUAUGUUAGUAAAAUAGAGAACAAAGCAUGAUUGGACUACAUUUUGCUUUCCGAUGAUAGGUUUAUGGCCUUUACUUGCUUAGUUUUGUCUGCUUUUAAGCAUUUUCAAACACAGUAGGAUGACAUCAUAUAUUUUCCCUUGUGACCACGGGCGUUUUGUUAGCGACACUUGGAGGUUAGGUAUCAGAAUGGUAUUUUGGAUUGUCAUAUUUUCUUUGUAGGGAGUCAGUAUUGUACAAAUGAUAUGUACAUUAUAAUUGACCUGUUUGUAGCAUAUGGCUCAUUCAGUGUUUCUUUUAACAGGGGUUAGCGAUGAUGAUUUUUGUUUUACCUUUUUAGAGGUAGCUUAAAAUAUUGCCAAUACUCCCAUCCAUUCAUCCUUAUGACCAGGAUUAUCUCUAUAGGAGAGGUAGUGUAAGAUCUGAACUGUAAAGGACACAUUGAGAAGAUGUGAGCGUGCUGGUUUUGCAUGUCGGAUGUGAAUGGUGAAAUAUGAUUUACUAAGGGUAAUCAUUUUAACAUAUAUGAUGGUGAAUGUUUAGAAUAAAUGAACUUUUGAAAAAUGUAGGUUGGUGAUGUAUUAUUUUUUAAAGUAUAAUUGUAUAUGUUGUAUGUACCAUUUAUGUGUUUUUUUAGAUGAUCAUCAUGGCAUGAGAAAACUUAUUGAUGUGAGAAAUGAGAUGAACCGAUUGUCGUUUGCUAUUGCAGACAUAUUUUUACUUGACAUUAAAACUAAUUUAAAAGAUU
Messenger RNA from Aplysia californica (California sea hare), 2203 nucleotides. RefSeq names its product mediator of RNA polymerase II transcription subunit 27. NCBI's taxonomy places the organism in Eukaryota, Metazoa, Mollusca, Gastropoda, Aplysiida, Aplysiidae. The record is from RefSeq and is a predicted model, not a curated record. Bases 139 to 1194 code for a protein of 351 amino acids. Gene Ontology annotation, cellular component: mediator complex. The transcript is spliced from 8 exons. Gene Ontology annotation, molecular function: transcription coactivator activity. Gene Ontology annotation, biological process: regulation of transcription by RNA polymerase II.